UGUCUUUUUUCGCUAAAUUGUCAGUUAUAGUAGAUCAUUACAUUAAAUGACUGCUGCUCUGAUAAAUAACGAAAGUUAUAAAAAUGUUGCGCAACGCAUAUCAAUGAAACAAUCUUUCACUAUCAUAGAAAAUUAGUAUCUAUUUUGUAAAUUAAUCACUUAGAUUCAAUUGCAGAAUUUUCAAUCCCAACAGUCGAUGGAGUCAGCUCCAUUUAUGAUUUUGUCAAAGUCAUCACUUAUGCUCAAAAAGCCCGCUAAUUGGUCCUUUUUCUACAAACACACCAAAAAGACGUUGCCAUCGUCACUUGGAAAACUUUGAGACAGGACCAGGUGACAAAGUCAUUUCUGAAACAGUGUUUGAACUUAUUAAGAGAGCGGAAACCACGAAUUACUGGGCUUCCUGUUUUCAAUUUCUUUCAAGGGACACCUCUUAGAGGUAAUGGCAGCUGCAACUGAAUAUAACGUUAAGAAAGUCGGCGAAGACAAUCAAUCGCCGAAAGAGCUAGUCAAGAAUUUUUGUGGCUAUACAACAACGCAUGGAGUUGGGCGACUGGCAGAAGCAAAGACACUGUUUAGCCGUUUUAUAUGGACUGUUUUCAUACUUGGAGCAUUUGCCAUGUUUAUAUUCCAAACGCAUGGUUUGUUUACAUUAUGGCUGAGUCGUCCUGUUGCUACUGUGGUGAAGGUGAAACAUACCGCUCAUUCCAUUUUUCCAGCCGUCACUAUUUGCAACCAAAACCCAAUAAAGGAAAGCGAAAUAUCGAAACGUUAUUUUGAUGAAAUUUAUCAGGAAAUCGACGAAAGGAUGGAGGAACAGAAAAACGUUGCCUCAAAAGACUCAGAUAGUACCGUCAGGCCAACCAGCGAAACUACGGUCCUACCAACAACAGAUGAUGGCCUUGAUCCCCCCGUGAGUGCUUCUGGGUCUGGAGAUGGAGACCCGUCUCCAACAAACAACGACACAACGGAACACUAUACCCCGGAGGAACAGUUCAUUGUCGACUAUCUAUUUGAGGACUUGCUACUCUCAUUUUUGGCAUUAGAAAAUCAGACUACCUUACACAAAAUGGGUCACAAGUAUGAGGAUUUCGUGUAUGAUUGUAACUUCAGAGGAAUUGACUGCAGGGAAAACUACUCAAAAUACUGGAAUCGGUUUUGGGACUAUCGUUACGGUAAUUGCUACACAUUUAAUGGUGGAGUGGAUGAUGACCACAACAACCAGACAAUUCUAGAAACACACAAUACAGGUCCAUAUGGAGGGCUCAAAUUGAACCUUAACAUUGAGUCAAAUGAGUACGUGCCAGAGAUAAGUCAAGCUGCUGGAGCUAGAAUAGUGAUCCACCCACAAGGGGAGAUGCCUUUCCCAGAUGAGGAAGGAGUCGACCUGGUGCCGGGUUUUUCUACUACCAUUGGAGUUCGAAGGGAGGUUGUGAUAAGGGUGGAUCCUUUUAACAAUGGUAGCUGCAAACAUUCCAACAGCGAGCAAAAAAAUGAUCUUUAUAAAGUGAAGUAUGGAUCAUUUUAUUCAAGGGAGUCUUGCAUGCGAUCCUGUCUGGCGAUAGCCCAAAUCAAAAAGUGUGGAUGUGCUGAUGCUCGAUUUCCUGUCGAGGAUCGUCACAUUUGCAACACAGUCAAGAAACCUGAUACAGCGACUUGCUAUGAGGAAUUAACAUCUCAGUUCAACGAGGAAGGUCUUCAUUGCGAUAAAGACUGUCCUGUCCCUUGCAGUGAACUGAUAUAUAAAACUUCCAUGUCCAUGGCAGAGUGGCCUUCUGAGGGAUUUCAGGAGGUGUUGUACAAUCGCGUCAUCAAAAGAAAAAAUGCAGCAGCUAAAAACCAGGAGAAAGAAGGUCCUGAGUUCCUGAAUCGAAACUUCCUUCAAGUGAAAGUGUUUUACGAGAGACUUAAUUUCCAGGAAGUUCAAGAGCACCUGAGUUAUAAGGGAAUCAACUUGAUUGCCGACAUUGGAGGUCAACUUGGUCUUUGGAUUGGCAUUUCGGUACUAACUUGCUGCGAAGUUCUGGAGCUGGUGCUGCUCUUGGGGCAGACCGUUUUUAAACGGGUCACUGCGAAAGGAAGCAGAGUAGAAAUACGGCAAUAGCGGCAGAAUAUUAGAAUGACCAAAACAAUAAGAACAAACAUCGAGUAUAAUGAAUGGGUGUUCCUUCUCUCUCCGAAGCUCAGUUUAGUAACUAUAAUAACAGGGAAAGUAUCAACAUUGUAGAUUGUAAACAAAAAACGUCGAUUUCACUUUUAGCACUCAAAGAAAGAUACCGAAAAAAAGAAAUAAUUUCAGACUCUUUCUUAAGGAAGUUUUGUAUCAGUAGAUGCAAUGUUCGCUCGAUUUUCAUGUCAAGUCGCGCCUAUUACCAUGGCAAAUAAGACGUAAUCAGUAUAACGAUUAUUCUUUGGUCACUUUCUCUCCCAAUUUAAACCAACUGCAUUUCAAAUAACCCCAAUAUAAAACAUUGAAGCAAAAAAAAAAAAAACAAAGGCGAAGAAGUAACAUGUGUUAUCCAGCUUUUGUAAACUUUGUCAUUUAACCGUAGUUUCAACGGACUUUCACUGUAGGGAAAAUCAUAAAGAAAAGCAGUUUUGCGUUUCCUUUCUAGCUGCAAAACCACGCUUGUAACUAACACCAUCAAGGAAACUAUAAAGCUCUUAUAUAAUCUUUCAGAAUUGUUUAAUGUAUAAUUGUAUGAUGGACUUUAGUAAUUGGAUCAGAUAGGUUGAAUAGUGCUUUAUGGCCUCGCUGAUUGGUUGGUUCGGAGGUGAUUAGCAAAUGCCAUUCCCCUCUGAGCAGCCAAAGAGACAAAGCGGCAUGUCAACAGUUUAAUUUCUGACCAAUUUUGGUAUAUUGACAAAAAUAAACUAUUUGUUUUGGUUU
This is a messenger RNA of Stylophora pistillata, 2887 nucleotides long. RefSeq names its product epithelial sodium channel subunit alpha. NCBI's taxonomy places the organism in Eukaryota, Metazoa, Cnidaria, Anthozoa, Scleractinia, Pocilloporidae. Gene Ontology annotation, biological process: sodium ion transmembrane transport. The record is from RefSeq and is a predicted model, not a curated record. Gene Ontology annotation, molecular function: ligand-gated sodium channel activity. Gene Ontology annotation, cellular component: plasma membrane.